AUGGCCUCCUCCUUGUCAGCAAUUCCUCAUCUUAUUGUUAUGUCAGCAGAAUUUAUCACAGGGAUUACAGUAAAUGCAUUUCUUAUCCUCAUCAACUGUAAAGAACUGAUCAAAAGCAGAAAGCUAACACCAAUGCAACUCCUUUUCCUAUGUAUAGGGAUGUCGAGAUUUGGUCUGCUGAUGGUGUUAAUGGUGCAAAGUUUUUUCUCUGUGUUCUUUCCACUCUUUUAUAGGGUAAAAGUUUAUGGUGCAGCAAUGUUGUUCUUCUGGAUGUUUUUCAGUUCUGUCAGUCUCUGGUUUGCCACCUGCCUUUCUGUAUUUUACUGUCUCAAGAUAUCAGGCUUCACUCAGUCCUAUUUUCUUUGGCUGAAAUUCCGGAUCUCAAAGUUAAUGAGCUGGCUGCUUUUGGGAAGCUUUCUGGCCUCCAUGAGCACAGCAGCUCUGUGUAUUGAGGCUGAUUACCCUAAAGAAGCAAACGAUGAAGAUGUCCUCAAGAAUGCCACGCUAAAGAGGACUGAACUCAAGAUAAGGCAAAUUAACGGAGUACUUCUUGUCAACUUGGCAUUACUAUUUCCUCUAGCCCUAUUUGUGAUGUGCACUUUUAUGUUACUCAUUUCUCUCUACAAGCACACUCAUCGGAUGCAAAAUGGAUCUCAUGGUGUUAGAAAUGCCAGCACAGAAGCCCAUAUAAAUGCAUUAAAAACAGUGAUGACGUUCUUUUGCUUCUUUAUUUCUUAUUUUGCUGCCUUCAUGGCAAAUAUGACAUUCAGUAUGCCUUAUGGAAGUCAUUGCUUCUUUGUACUAAAGGAUAUAAUGGCAGCAUUUCCCUCCGGCCAUUCAAUUAUAAUCAUCUUGAGUAAUUCAAAAUUUCAACAACCUUUCAGGAGACUUCUCUGCCUCAAAAAGAAUCAAUGA
Messenger RNA from Neogale vison (American mink), 915 nucleotides. Its product is annotated as taste receptor type 2 member 7-like. Gene Ontology annotation, molecular function: G protein-coupled receptor activity; bitter taste receptor activity. The coding region runs from base 1 to 915 and encodes 304 amino acids. Gene Ontology annotation, cellular component: membrane. The record is from RefSeq and is a predicted model, not a curated record. The transcript has a single exon. Lineage: Eukaryota; Metazoa; Chordata; Mammalia; Carnivora; Mustelidae. Gene Ontology annotation, biological process: sensory perception of taste; detection of chemical stimulus involved in sensory perception of bitter taste; G protein-coupled receptor signaling pathway.